AAACAGGUUGAGCCAUGUCUGAGGGCGUUGCCCCAUGGAAUUUGUAGGUAAGGAUGAUUUAUACCUGCGUGUUCCCAGCACAGAGAGGCCAGUUACGUUCUGCAGCUUCCAGAGGGAACAAGCCUCCUGAGGAGUACAGUUAUUCCAGUUUUCCAGGGACCCAGGUAUCGCUGCUGAGACUGCAAUGGCGUGGUGGAGGGCCUGGAAUGAAGCAGAGGGCAAGUCCACGAUAGGUGCUUUAAACUUUGAUCCCGUACCUGAUGCCCAGACUCUCUACAAGGCCAUGAAAGGGCUUGGGACUGAUGAACAGGCUAUAAUUGAUGUCCUAACCAAGAGGAGCAAUAGGCAGCGUCAGGAGAUUGCCAAAUCCUUCAAAGGACAGUUUGGAAAGGACCUGAUUGAAAGCCUGAAGUCUGAACUGAGUGGCAACUUUGAGAGGCUCAUUAUAGCUCUCAUGUACACCCCAUUCAAGUAUGAUGCCAAGGAGCUCUAUGAUGCCAUGAAGGGUGUGGGAACAAGUGAAGAUGUUAUCAUAGAGAUCCUGGCAUCCCGGACAAAAUCUCAGAUCAAAGAGAUAAUCAAGGCCUACAAAGAAGAAUAUGGUUCUGAUCUUGAGGAAGACAUAAAAUCGGAAACAAGUGGUCACUUUGAACAGAUCCUGGUUUGCCUUCUUCAGGGUGAGAGGGACAAUGCCACUCUCUAUGUGGACACAGCGCUGGCUCUCCAGGAUGCAAAGACUCUCUAUGCUGCUGGGGAGAAGAUACGGGGCACUGAUGAGAUGCAGUUCAUCACCAUCUUGUGCUCAAGGAGUGCCACACACUUGCUUAAAGUGUUUGAAGAAUACCAGAAACUGGCCGGUAAGAGCAUAGAGGACUCUAUCCAGAGUGAAACUCAUGGCUCGCUUGAGGAUGCCAUGCUGGCUAUUGUGAAAUGCACCAGGAACGUCCAUUGCUACUUUGCAGAGCGGCUGUACCAUGCAUUAAAGGGGGCUGGCACCGAUGAUGGGACCCUUAUAAGAGUGAUUGUUUCUCGGAGUGAAGUUGACCUAAAUCUUAUAAAGCCCGAAUUCAAGCGUAUGGCAGGAAAAUCUCUCUCCAGUAUGAUUCUGGAUGACACCAGCGGUGAUUACAAGACAGCUUUGCUGAAUCUCUGUGGCAGUGACUGACAAAAUCUAGGAGGAGGAUCUGAAACAGAUACAGAAAGAAAAUCAACAGGGGACAAGGGUCUGAAGGUGUACAUGUAGCAAACUCAUUGAUCCACGUGGGAAGAAAAAGAUCAAAUUAAUGGUCAUGACUUCCAAAGCUCUCUGAAGUAUGUGGGAGCUGUUAGCUUCCCCAACGUUUUUUCAAACACAAGUGGGAAUGUUUCUUUUUUGUUUCCAUUCUUUUCUGUGUGAUUUCCCUUCUCUUUUAGUAUGCUGUGAUGGGUGGCACUUAGAUGUGAAAUUAAAGAUGCUUUUUCAACCCUCUGUAGGUGUUUUGCAAGU
This is a messenger RNA of Falco peregrinus (peregrine falcon), 1486 nucleotides long. Its product is annotated as annexin A8. The record is from RefSeq and is a predicted model, not a curated record. The coding region runs from base 185 to 1165 and encodes 326 amino acids. Gene Ontology annotation, cellular component: cytoplasm. NCBI's taxonomy places the organism in Eukaryota, Metazoa, Chordata, Aves, Falconiformes, Falconidae. The transcript has 13 exons. Gene Ontology annotation, molecular function: calcium-dependent phospholipid binding; calcium ion binding. Gene Ontology annotation, biological process: endosome organization; negative regulation of serine-type endopeptidase activity; endosomal transport.